This is a messenger RNA of Prunus armeniaca (apricot), 2058 nucleotides long. The record is from the annotation of a GenBank genome assembly. Lineage: Eukaryota; Viridiplantae; Streptophyta; Magnoliopsida; Rosales; Rosaceae.
AUGGCAGAAUUCACUCAUGAAAGCACAGAAGACCAGGAGGAAGAGGAACUACAGGAGGAAGUGUUAGAUUUUGCACCAGCUGCACUGGAUGACUCUCUGCCAGAAGUGGAAGAUCCUUUACAGGAAAUAAACUUAGGGACAGGGGAGAAUCCAAGGCCUACCUUUAUCAGCGCACUAUUGAAAGAACCACUUAAGAAUGAACUCAUUGCACUUCUACAAAAGUUCAGAGAUUGUUUUGCUUGGCAUUAUCAUGAGAUGCCAGGAUUAGAUAGGGAAUUGGUAGAACACAGGCUGCCAAUCAAAGAGGGAUACCUUUCAGUCAAACAGGCCAGAAGAAGGAUGUCCAUGGACACAGAACUGAAAGUCAAGGAAGAAAUAGAAAGGUUGCUUAAGGUAGGAUUCAUCAGGCCAGCCAUCUAUGCUGAUUGGCUAGCUAAUAUUGUACCAGUUCUGAAAAGAAAAACCGGGGCAGUCAGAAUUUGUGUGGAUUACAGAAAUCUGAAUGACGCCUCUCCCAAGGAUGAGUACCUUAUGCCAAUGGCAGACAUGCUAGUAGAUGGAGCUGCCCACAACCAGAUGCUAUCUUUUAUGGAUGGCAACGCAGGUUACAAUCAGAUCAUGAUGGCAGAAGAAGACAUCCACAAAACAGCCUUCAUGUGUCCAGGACAUAUAGGUGCUUUUGAAUACACUGUAAUGCCUUUUGGCUUAAGAAAUGCAGGGGCUACUUAUCAAAGGGCAAUUAAUUCUGUUUUCCAUGAUAUGAUAGGGCAUUCCUUGGAAGUUUAUAUUAAUGAUGUGGUGAUUAAAUCACCAGAUGAGGAACAAACCUUUAAGUGGGAAGAACAGCACCAACAAGCUUUUGAGGAAAUCAAGCAUUACCUCUCAAAUCCACUAGUUCUGUCCCCACCAAAGAGGGGCAGACCACUCAAGUUCUAUGUAUCUGCAUCAGAAGUAUCCAUUGGGAGUUUAUUGGUUCAAGAUAACAAGGAAGGGAAGGAACAUGCAGUCUACUACCUGAGCAGAACUCUGACAGAGGUGGAAAGAAAAUAUUCUGCAAUUGAAAGACUUUGCCUAGCCUUGUACUUCACUGCUGUGAAGCUCAGACAUUACAUGCUGCCAUACACCAUCUACAUCAUUGCCAAAACAGAUCUGAUCAAAUACAUGCUAACAAGACCAAUGCUGAGAGGCAGAAUUGGAAAAUGGACCUUGGCCUUGACAGAAUUUGCCUUCAGAUAUGUUCCUCAGAAAGCCGUCAAAGGACAAGCUGUGGCAGACUUCCUAGCAGAUCAUCCCGGGGAGGAGAUUGAAAACAUGGACUCUUUAGACAUAGCAAAUGCAGAUCUAUUAACCAGAGCUCACAUCUGCCUCAACAAUCCUAUCUAUUCAGUUCAUCUUGCACCUUGGAAGUUAUACUUUGAUGGAUCAAAAACUGAUAUAGCUUCUGGGGCAGGAAUUGUUUUGGAAGAACCACUUGGAAUCAGACACUGUUACUCUUUCCAAUUGGAUUUCCAGUGCACCAACAACAAGGCAGAAUAUGAGGCUUUAAUCAUUGGCUUGGAAAUGCUGGUAGAACUAGGAAUCCAAUCUGUGGAAAUUUUGGGAGAUUCCAUGCUAGUUUUAAAACAAAUUGCUGGGGAAUACAAGUGCCUAAGUCCUUCUCUAGCCGUCUACUUGGUGGCAGCCAGGAAUCUUCUGACAGAAUUCAAAGAAGCCACUUGGGAACAUAUCCCAAGGGAAGAAAAUUUUGCAGCCAAUGAAUUGGCUCAGGUGGCAACAAGCAUACAAAUGCCCGAAGAUUGUGUACAAAGAAUCAUCAGGAUAGGGAAGAAAAGCCUACCAUCUGUUCUGACCAGGGGGAUGGAAAUAGAUGUCAAUUCUGCCACAAUCACUGAAGAUUAUUGGAGAAAUCCUAUCAUGACUUACUUACGAUAUCCAACUCUGCCCUCUGAAAAGAGAGUCAGAAUCAUGGCUUUAAACUACCUUAUGUGGAACGAAGAUUUGGUCCGAAAGAGUAAGGAUGAGGUGCUUUUAAGGUGCCUCGGAAGAAAGAAUACAUGA